AUGCCAUUGAUACUUGAAGUUAUCACAAACUUCCCCGGAUCUUCUUGUUUUUGUAGUGGCUUGCCUUCAAGUCUUCUCUUCCGUUUAGGAGAUAUCACGUUUGUACUGAAGACUGGUCCACAGCCGGCCGAACGCACUCGGCCGGACAGGAAGGGAAUUGGCUUCGCUCGGCCUUCUCCAGGACCGAUCCGGCCGCACGACCGCACCGUCCGACCCGGGAGGCAAUGGACCACGAUCGACCGAGAUCAUCACAUCACGGCCGACCAGACCGUGCGACCCGGGAAGCAUGACCGCGUCGACCCGAUCUCCGCGAACAAGAAGCCCACUUAUGCAGUUUUGACUAUUCUCAGCCCAAUUAACCUAAACCGACUUGUGAAGACCUAG
Molecule: messenger RNA, 384 nt
Organism: Microthlaspi erraticum
Lineage: Eukaryota; Viridiplantae; Streptophyta; Magnoliopsida; Brassicales; Brassicaceae
Source: the annotation of a GenBank genome assembly